Lolium perenne is the source of this 783-nucleotide messenger RNA. The record is from RefSeq and is a predicted model, not a curated record. Lineage: Eukaryota; Viridiplantae; Streptophyta; Magnoliopsida; Poales; Poaceae.
GUGCUAUUUUUGGAGCCAUGGCAACGCCGGGAUAUCCUUCCAACCGACCGGCGAUUAGCUGUUCAAUAGGAACCUCUCGUCGAUCGCCUCCUCGUAUAUAAACAAGAAACCAAGAGCAGGCCAGGAAAUCUUUCCUUCCUCUCCGACCGAUUGAUCUUGCAAUGAAGCCUCCGACUGCAGCCUCCGUGCACCUCCUCAUCGUCCUCCUCCCGCUCGCCGGCGCCGUCGCCAUGGCCGCCGCCGCGACUGACGGGCCGCCCGCUACCUACCUGGUCUUCGUCGACCCCACGCCGCCCGGCGUCACCUGCAUGAAGUACCACCUCGGCAUUCUCUCCGCCGCCCUCGGCAGAAGCGAGGAGAAGGCCAAGGCGGCGAUAAUCUACAACUACAAGAACGUCAUCAACGGGUUCUCGGCCAGGGUCACGCCGUCCGAGCUCGAGGUCAUCAAGAAGCAACCGCAGGUGAACCAAGUGCUGCCCAGCGCCACGUUGCAUCUCAUGAGCAGCAACUUCGACGGCGUCAGCUGAAGAAGGGCACCAUAGGUUUGGUCUGUGUUUCCUUCCUAUUCUGUGGACGAGCGAAGAUCGAACGAUGACGAGAAUCGAUGUAAUCUCGAUGAUGAGGAUGUAUGUAAUGUCAAUAGCUAAAGCUCCUGAUCUUUUCACGCGUUUAUAUAUUUCCCUUCAUGGUAGGAAAAAAAAGAUCCUCAUAGCUCUGUAUGUACGUGUAUGGUUACAUGGAUCAUGGAUGUGGACUGAAUAACUGAACAGCUAAUGCUAAUUA